This is a messenger RNA of Bombus pascuorum, 3962 nucleotides long. RefSeq lists its product as uncharacterized. Gene Ontology annotation, molecular function: protein binding. The coding region runs from base 527 to 1342 and encodes 271 amino acids. The transcript is spliced from 3 exons. The record is from RefSeq and is a predicted model, not a curated record. Lineage: Eukaryota; Metazoa; Arthropoda; Insecta; Hymenoptera; Apidae.
UGCCUAUUUUUGACAAAACGAAAUUCGAUUUUGAUAAUUAUAACCCGAAUUAAAUUGAAUUUUCUAAAUCUUAAUCUUCAGACUCUCUAACUUCAGAUUCCAUACAUAGGUGGUAAAUGUACUACAUGCAAUUUCCGAUUCAUCAUGUAGAAGCAAAAUCAGCAAUAAGAAGAGCCAGAAAAUGUGUCGAUUCGUUGCCAAAAGAUCACUUGUCGCGUAGCAAGUGCAACGAACGCGAGAAAAAAGAAAAUGUGAUAUUUGCAACCAAGAAUUCGAUAAGUGUCGAACAACAGCAAAUAACGUUCAACGAGGACAAAACAGAAGCGUCGGGCUGGAUUUGACAGAUGUCAAAAUUUCUAGUCUUUUCACACGACAUCUUUAACGCGGUAACACUCGUAAAGGAAAAAUUAGCAAUAAACGAAGACCAUCGAUCAUCGAGCCCAGAGAAAUUAUUCACAACAUCCUAUCGAGAGACAAUGUGAGAACACGCGCGCGUACCAAUGCCAGAGAUGGAAACGCAACGAGAAUGGACGAACUUGCAAUUACUCCAGAACCCAUUAGGAAGCGUGCCAGGAUUGGUAACAAGUGCGAUGCACAGACUGUGGUUCCGACAUCGUUUUCGAUCGCAAGAAUCGCAUCCUUACCGGUUGAAAUCAUCUUGCAAAUAUUCUCCUAUCUCUCCUGCAAGGAGCUUUACGUCGUUAGUCAAGUGUCCGUGCUCUUCAACCGGCUCGCUUAUGACCCGUUUCUAUGGCGAACUUACGAGGUGACAAGCAACGAACAAGACACGGCCGAGGUGAUCAAGGAGCUGAAGAGGAUGCCGCUGCUGAAGAAGUUCAGCAUAAGCGUGAGACCAGACUGCGACGAGAUCCUGCGGCAACUCUCGCUGACGAACAAAAACUUGGAGGAACUGCACAUUUCUAAUUGCACAGGUUCCACGUCGAAAUUGUACCUACGCUCGGGAUACCUGAUCCGCAUACUGGAGAGGUGCCGUAAUUUGCACACGAUCAAUAUACUAGGCAGCAGAUUCCGCGGCCAGAAGUUCUAUCAACUGCUGGGCGACAUGGGACCGCAGCUGAGGUCUGUCUACGCGCCAGCCACGAAAUCCCAAUUCUACACGUUCAUUAAGUUCGCGAAACAGAUCAGCGAGACCGAUCGCUUGACAAUCGCCUCCAUGUUCUACAUCAACACGAAAAGUUGGGCGCCCUUGUACUACUUUGUCACGAAAGGAGCGGAUCGGGUUUGCACGGCCCUGAUCAGCUAUCUUCACAACGACAUCCUGCUGAGCGACGCGAAUCGAUCGAUUCAUAAACUCUCUAUCACCGAGCGUAGAAACACCUGACUAACAAGAAUAGUUUUAGAUCGGAUCUAUCGUUCUGUGCCACGAAUCGUACGUUCGAGCAACGAUACACGAUGGAACGAUAAAGAUACGAUAAAGUGAGAGAAUACGUACACGUGAUUUUGCGAUAUUCGCCAGCGAAUAUAAUAAGCGUCACGUCGUUGUAUCGUACAAAUACAUGUGUACAUAAAUGUACUUUUGUGUUCUGUUUUAUAGAUUUUCUUUCACUUUAAUCGUUCUUACGAUCUAGAGCUGCAGAGUAAUCACGAGGCGAUCUAUGUGGGUCGAUCCGUAUGCGAAUGCUAGCCGACACGAGUACAAGCUUCCGUGAGCUUUAAACAGGAAAUCAAAUGGAAAGCCUGGGGCGGUAAUACGAGGCUAAUGAGUUCUGAAUGACGGGCUAGACGUUUUGUCAAUAAUAACACGACCCGCUUAAUUCGAACCAAUUACGACGAAAGCAAAGUAAAAAUUCAGGUGAACGUGUCACGGGGAAAAAAAAGAGAGCUCCCUCGACGAUGCUUCUCUCGGGGAAAGAACAACUCGUCGCUAAUAAAUCUCGACAGAUCGAAUGACUGCCUGCUGAAUGAAUGACUCCCAAGCGACGACCGACGCGAAGGAAAAAAUAUUCCAUUCUCGUUCAGACGUGUUUCUAUAGUUCCGAGUCUAUUCAAUUAAGUGGAUUGUUAACGGCGCGAGAAGCUCGAUUAAUGGGCGUCGUUAAUCUCAAUUUUCGACGGGUAAUUAAAAUCAAACUUUCGCGAAAUUCGCGAGACACGCGAUCGAACACGGCCUGCUCGUCGAUCGAUUUCAUUACGCAAACGGGAUAACAAGUUCCGCUAAAAUGUUGGCGAUCUUGGUUCGUCGACCCGGACGCUUCCUGUUCUAUAAUCAUUUGCAUAGAGCCAGCUAGCAUGUCCGCUAAUAGUCACGGUUUAUCGGACGAGUAUUCGCACGUUCGACAAUAAUAUUUUACAGGUAAUUUGCGGAUGUUCCGGCACGUUUUCACGACGCGAGCUAGGAAACACGCGGCUCCUGCGGGUAGCAAUUUCUUAACAGUAACGACCGUGAACGUAGACUUCCGUUUAUUAACAGCAAGCAACCGAGCUAUUUUUGUAAACUCAAUUUACGGGAACGAACGAUUAAAUGUCCCAUUAUUAUACGAUUUUUUGUUUCCUCGAGCGAGAGAAUGAUUCGUGAAACAAGAAUUCUUUUGAAUAUUUUUGUUUCCGUAUCCUGUAUCUGGGUCAAAGUUAAUUUUCUGGUUUCCUUCUUAAUUUAAUUUCCAUUGAACUACCGUCGUCUUGCUCUGUAAUUUGUUAAGUAACAAUAUUAGUGAAUUGGUAAACGACAAACUGUAUAUAGGUUACACCGCACUUCUAUUGCUCGACUCUACGUCCAAUUUAAUAAGAACGCUUAGCUAUAUCUCUGUCUCAGUAAAAGUAAACGUUAAUAUUGUAUUACCAAAAAUAACUCGCUUAUUAUUAAUAAUUGCGAGGUACCAAAAAGCUGAUACUAGUCAAUUCAACUUAUUCGUGGUUCUACUGUAAAAUUUCCUCUUGAAUGGGCAAAUGGUCCAGAGGGAAGCGAGAGGGCCGAGUGCUUUGUCGAAAGAGAGGAAAAAGGAAAAAGCUCGUAGCGUAAAAUUAUUUUUGUACGAUUCUGCGCAAUAAAUCGGUCUCAUUGUGAAACGCGGUAUAUUCCGAGGAAAAGCACGUAACAACUGACCAGCUAAAUGAACUGCGGUUGAGUCUUAACCCGCCUCGCACUUGCCAUAACGCUUGCCUCGCGUUCAGAAACGAGAACAGAGAAAAGGCAGACGUAUCGAUUGGGCUCGUUUUCGAUUUCCGGCGUGCACACGGGAACGCGAAUGGCACGCGUAUUGUUCGCAUACAGAGGAUCGCGGAUCAGGAAGUGGUUUCGUUCGUUAAAACGCAUAAGACUUUCCUUGACUUUUCUCCGGCUAUUCACGCAACCGUGCACGCAUCGAAAUCGUUAACGAGCCGCGAACAGUUAUGAACAGCCGAUGUUUACGUAAGUCGGAGCACGCGGAAUCCUCCGUUUCGUUUCGCACCAAAAAGAAGAUCCAGUCGGCGAAACGGACGUGAAAAUUCGAAUUAUCACGAAACACGCUAAGAGUCAAUUAGAAAUUCUAAUCCGUCGCUCUUAUAUUUAUUAAAUGAUAAAAUAAGCCACGCAAGUUUACAAUAGAUAAUACGAUGUACGCGUGUAUGAUGCGGCUACUAUACACGCGUAUACGUAUCUUUCUUCGUACGGUAGUUAAUACGAGACUGCCAUAAUACGAUAUUACCGUGUAUGAUAUCGAUGGUCAUCGAUAACAGAUCUCUAUAUCGUUUCGAAUGAUCGUGAUACGAUUAAUUACUACUCCUUUUUCGUACUAAGGUACUAAUUCUCGUUUGUCCGUACAACAAUUAAAGUGUGCUAAUAUUAAGUUAAAUUAUGUCACAAUAAAGAUGUGCCUUCGAAGAUACGUUUAUUCGAAUUUUUUUUUCCUUCCACCCAUCGAGCUAAUGUGCAAAUUUUUAGUCGGACCUUUCGAAGCCUGCUGUAUCCUUGAGGUUAUUUAUUACGUUCGGUACUUUGAAUAUUCUAUCUCUACUCGACC